Molecule: messenger RNA, 3156 nt
Organism: Funneliformis geosporum
Lineage: Eukaryota; Fungi; Glomeromycota; Glomeromycetes; Glomerales; Glomeraceae
Source: the annotation of a GenBank genome assembly
AUGGUAAAUGCCCAAGAAUGGUUAGAUAAAGAAUAUCCGAUAAACGGAACCUGUCAAAGAAUUAGUGACUCAGAAAACAGAGGUAAAAAAAGAGCAGAUAUAACUACAUUAGAUAUCAGCAAAGGUAAAGUCGGGCAUUCUGCUGGAAACCUUCUUUUUGGAGAUAAAGUUUUAACUAGUUCUUUAAAACUAGAAGGAUUUACUAAUUUACGAGUUUUAAUAAUUUCUUCUCAUCAGUUAAUUAGUUUGGAUACUAGCGAUUGUCCUAAUCUUGAAGCACUAGAUUGCCAAAACAAUCAAUUGAACAUUCUAAAUAUUAAUAAUUGUUCCAGCCUCGAAAAAAUUAAUUGUUCAGGAAAUUAUAUUAAAAAAUUAGGUUUAAACACAAAUAUCGAACUUAAAGAAAUCAACUGUGAUUUUAACAAAAAUUUAAAGGAAACAGAUGUAAGUAAUUGUCCGAACCUUAUUAAAACGGGUUCUGGUUUUGCAAUUGAAAAUGGCAAACUGAUAAAAAAUGUUUCCCAAAUAACUCCUGCUGGAGAAAAUUCCAUUAGAAAUAUUUUAAUAAUCGGUAUAACUGGUAGUGGUAAAUCAGCUUUGGCUAAUGUUUUAUCUAGCACUAACCAAUUUGGAGAAAGUAAUUACAGCACUAGUGCUACUAAAAGUUUUCAAUCCAGCGGUGUUGUUGAAUAUCAAGGCAAAAAAUACCGAGUAAUUGAUAAUAUUGGUUUUGGCGAUACUAAUAAAAUCACUGAGGAAGAAAUUUUAUUUAGAAUAGGAGAAGGUAUUCAUGAAGCCAAAGAAGGCUUGAACCAAAUUCUUUUUGUCUUUAAAGACAGGUUUUCUCAAGAGCAUAUAACGGUUUUCAAUAUGUUUAAAGACUUUAUUGACGAAAUUGAGAUUGCUAAAUUUACCACUAUAGUUCGCACUAGGUUUCCGAAAUUCAAAAAAAAGGAAGCAUGUGAAAAAGAUAAGCAAACCUUAAUUUCUCAAACUAUAGAACUUAGUGAAAUAAUUAAUUCAUGUAAUGGUCUCAUACAUGUGGAUAAUCCAUCAGUAGACGAGGAUGAUAGCGAUGACGAAGCAGUAAUAGAUAGAAAAAGGAGAGGAGAAUCAAGAGAAAUGGUGCUAAAAUAUCUUACAGAGAACUACAAUAUAAAUUCUAUGGUAGAAGAUUAUAAACAACGAGUAGAGAAGGGCAGUGAUUCAGAGGCAGAAUUGAAAAUAGAGAAAAAUAAAAUGGUUCAAGGGGUAAAGAGAGAGUUAGAAGCCAAUAUUAGAAUUGAUACUCCCUUAGGGUUUGGAUUUGCUAAUGUAGUUACUAACACCAAUGAUUUUAAAGAAAGUUCCGGGAGUGCUAGCGAAACCAAAAAAGUUCAACUUGGCAAUUUUAAAGAAGAUAACUUGAACUAUCAAAUAGUUGAUACUCCCGGUAUUGGAGACACUAAAAUGUCGAAUAACGAAGUAUUAGACAUUAUUGCCGAGGCAGUUUAUCGAGCAAGAAAAGGUGUUGGACAAGUAUUUUUUGUUAUUAAUGGUCGUUUUGAACAAUAUGAAAUGGCUACCUAUGAUUUAUUAAGGACUGUCAUUUUUGAUAAGGAAAUUACUAAGCAUACCACUAUAGUUCGCACUUGUUUUAAGAAUUUCAAAAAAGAAAAAAAGUAUCAAGUUGACAUUGAUUCGAUGGUUAAAGAAGCUAAUGAAAAAAGGACUGAACUGAGACAAGUCAUGUCUGCUAAAGAAAAAGAACUAACAAAUUUGUCUUCUGCUGAGGUUAGGCACCAAGAAUUAUCUACUGAACUCGAACAGUUAAAAAAGGAACUAGUAACCACUAAUUUAGCCGAAAUACUUGAGUCUUGUCAGGAAAGAAUUGUUUAUGUAGAUAAUCCUCCCCUUGAUGAUGAAGAAAAAUUGGAAAUAAAUAAAAAGAAAAGAAUAGAGUCAAGAAAAAUUCUUCUCGAACAUUUAAGCAAGAGUUAUCAAGAGGCUCCUUACAUACCGGAUAAAUUAAAAGAGUUGAGCAAAGAAAUUGAAAGUGAUUAUUCUGAUUAUUUAAAAAAAAAAGAAGAGUUGAAUGAAGAACUAAAAAGGUUAAAUUUUCGGACCAAAGCUUCUAUUUCUCAAACUUCUCCAAGCCAAACUAGCAAGAUUAGUCUUCCUAGCGACCAAACAGAGUUAACUAGCGAAGAAAAUCCAACCCCAAUUGAAGAAAAAAUCAUUCGUCAAAAAGUCUUAAAGCAUAUUUUUAAUAAUUAUGAGGGUAUUUCUAAGGAACUAGGAGGAAAUAUUUUCUUAAAUAGUGUGGCCGAUAAAAAGCAAUUAACUGUAGAAAUAGUAAAAAGAGCUAGUUAUCCGCAAAAUAUUGAACGAUUAAGAAAUGAGUAUGUUAAUUACUUACAAAAAGAAACUGAAUUGCUUGCUAAACAUAGCCAACAAUUACCCCCCGAAGCAAACUCAUUACAAGAAUACUUAGAUAAUAAAUAUCCUACUACGGAAGAAAAAGCACAGGUAAAGGAAAUAAUUAUUAAUCAAAAUAAUCCACAAAAUGAACUUGAUGGUCAAACCUUAAAUUUAACUAAUUAUCCUAAUUUAGAAACAAUAAAAAUUCAUGGAAGAUAUUUAAAAUCACCCUUAACUAAAUUAGAACUAAAUAAUAAUCCUAAACUUAUUGAAUUAGAUUGUCGAAGUAAUCAACUAACUUCUUUAAAUAUAAACAAUUGCCCUAAUUUAAAGAAAAUUUUUUGUUUUAAUAAUCAACUGACUAACUUAAAUUUUCUCCAUAAUUUGAAUGAGGAAAAAUUAACUGAACUUAGUGUCAGAAAUAAUAAAAUUACUAGCGAUUUAAUUCCUUUAAAUAAGUUUAUUAAUUUAGAAGGAUUAUAUUUAGAUAAUAAUAACUUUUUUGGUUCUUUACAAUCUUUGAGGGGAUUAGAUAAAUUAAAUAAUUUAAGUAUUGAUGAUACCGAUAUUGAUUCCGCCGAGCAAAGAAAAGAUGCUAAAUGUAAAGAUAUCUAUAACUUAUUGGCUAAUAAUCAAGGCAAAGUAGAAACAAAUUAUGAUGGAAUAAUAAACUUCCCCCAAAAACUUCAAGCUUAUAAACAAAAACUUCAAAAUCAACAAACCCCCCAAAUCCUCCAACCUCCCAAAAACUCCUAA